Papaver somniferum (opium poppy) is the source of this 503-nucleotide messenger RNA. RefSeq names its product 30S ribosomal protein S31, mitochondrial-like. Gene Ontology annotation, cellular component: plastid; ribosome. The record is from RefSeq and is a predicted model, not a curated record. Bases 64 to 306 code for a protein of 80 amino acids. The transcript has a single exon. Gene Ontology annotation, biological process: plastid translation. NCBI's taxonomy places the organism in Eukaryota, Viridiplantae, Streptophyta, Magnoliopsida, Ranunculales, Papaveraceae.
UCUGAAUCAAAAGAGUUUGGGGUUUUCUUCCUCUGCAUCUCAAGUGAGUAGGUAAAAUCGAAAAUGGCGGUGGCUCAGUGGUGCGGCGCUAUUGCAAGGAGAGUCAUGAUGGCGGAGAGAGUAGCAGCGAAGCCAUCUUUGCCAGAACUGUGCGGUCGUGGUGACAAAAGAACGAAGAAAGGGAAAAUAUUCAAAGGAACUUUUGGAAAUUCAAGACCAAAGAAGGAGAAGCAAAUUGAAAGGAUUAAAGAAAGGGUUGAGGUUCCUACAUCUACUCCUUGGCCUCUUCCUUUCAAGCUCAUAUGAAACCUUAAACUUGGAUCUCUCUGAAUGAAUCAUCCACAGACGCAGGAACUAGAAAAAGCUAAGUUGUAUUCUGGCAACCUCUUUAUUGGAUAUUUUAUUUAGGGUUAAUAUCUUUUGUUUCUGAACGCAAAUUGAAGUCUGUACAUUUUGAUUUGAGUGAAUGAAUGUUUUUUUUUGAAUUCAGAAUAAUGAUUCUC